UCCGGCUACAGGGCUACAGCCAUCGCGAGCUUCGAGCUCUGUCGCUUACGGUCAGAAGCAACUGUGGGAACUCAAAAAAAAAAAAUGUCUACAAUGAAUUAUUUGAGAACAUAAUAAUUGCCUGAAUGUUAAAUUGCGUAAGACAGAUAGUGUUUUCGUUUCUACAAAUUGUCAGCAAUCUACAAAAUUAUUUCAACAAAACUUUUACUGAACAUUAAAAUGCAUGCGCAUUCAAAAUAAGAUUCCCAACUCAUAAACCACGCAUGCCCCGGAUUGAUCUGAUCCAUUCAAUUUAACGAGUCGGUCUCUGAUUUCUCUCCUUUCCUUGGCGGAGACGGCGCCGGUGUCAAACCAAUAGGACUCCACCCGCCCGCCCCGACGGCUCCACAACCGUCCGGGCCGCCGCCGGCGAAACCCUAAGCCAGCCACCCGAUCAACAGCUCAUCGGACCGGCGUAGGCAAUGGGAGAGUGCGCUCCUACGGCGGCGGCGCCGACGACCGCGAAGACGUCGGUGUGGUGGGACAUCGACAAGUGCGCGGUGCCCCGCGGCCGCUGCGACCCGCACCGCAUCGCCCACAACCUCAUCGCCGCGCUCGCCGCCGCGGGGUACGCGGGCCCCGUCUCGAUCGCCGCCUACGGCGACGCCGCCCGCGUCCCCCCGCCCGUCCUGGCAGCGCUUUCCGCCACCGGCAUCUGCCUCAACCAUGUCCCCACCGGGAGCAAGGACACAAGUGAGAAGAGAAUGCUUGUUGACAUGUUGUUCUGGGCAUUCGACAAUCCUCCACCGGGAAAUUACCUGCUUAUCUCAGGCGAUCAGGAUCUCUCUGAUCUCCUUCACAGGCUUAGGAUGAAGCGUUAUGAUAUACUGCUAGUACGACCUCCCAAUGCAUCAUCUCAGGCGCUUGCGGCGGCAGCUAAGAAGAUUUGGCUCUGGGAAAACCUUACAGCAGGAGAGCUGCUGCUACCAGAGCCGGCGCCUGCAAGAAGUGUGUUAGGCUGCAAGCUGAACGUGAAUAGUUCGGAUACAUUGAAGUGCUCACAAAGUAAAGUUUGUUCUGAAGAUGGUAAAGGUGAUAGUAAUGUAAAGGCAGGUAACCUAAAUAGAGUGAAACCUCUGCUACCAGAGCCGGCGCCUGCAAGAAGUGUGUUAGGCUGCAAGCUGCACGUGAAUAGUUCAGAUACAUUGAAGUGCUCACAAAGUAAAGUUUGUUCUGAAGAUGGUAAAGGUGAUAGUAAUGUAAAGGCAGGUAACCAAAAUAGAGUGAAACCUCUUCAAAAGUAUGUAAAGAAGGCAAGUAAUUCAUCUACUCCUGCAAUUACUCAAGAUCGAGUAGCGCCAGCUGGUGGAGUUUCUGAAAGUUAUAUAAGAAGCGCAUCGAGUGAGACAGACCAUAUUUCUGCUUCAUCAUUAUCAUCAUCAAGAUCUGACUCACCGGAAUGUGCAAAGGUGGCUACCUCAGUUCCACUGGAAGUCCCUACUCUGUCCAAGUUGUCAUCUCAGAAAUCUGUGUUCUCUACUCAUUCGCAACAAGUGGAACCAACACACAGAUCCGUCCCUGGUGAGAAACCUAGCAUAUCGUCCGAGCGGGUGCCAAGAAGUGCAACUCUUGAUCUUGGUGCUAGUAAUGGUCAUUAUGAUGGAACGUCUCAGCAUUUAAGAUAUUCCGAAGCACAGAAUAAGCUUCAUUCUGAGUUUACAACAGAUGGUAAUAAGGGAAAGGCAGUCAAUCGAGCUGGGGUGAAGCCAUUUCAGAAGUAUGUAAAGAAGACAAAUUCCACAUUUGUCUCUGCAAACAAGCAAGUUGGUUCAGUUGGAGUUCAUGAACGUCCUAUAGGAAAUAGUACAAUUGGGCUAGACCAAGCUUCUAAUUCAUCAUUGUCAACUUCUACUCUGUCCCAUUCAUCAGCUCAAAAACCUGUAGCUUCUGCUCAUUGGCAUCAAGUGAAAGCACCACAUAAGUCCAUCCUUGGUAAGAAGCCUAGCACAUCAGUUGAGCAAGUGAAAGCGCCACAUGAGUACAUCUUUGGUGAGCCUAGCACAUCAGUUGAGCAAGCAAGAGUACCACAUAAGUCCGUCCUUGCUAAUAAGCCUAUCACAUCAGCUGAGGAUGCGUCAAGAAAUGGAGCUCAGGUUUUUGAUGUUAGUACUGCCAAUUAUCAUCCAGAACAUCAGCAAACCCAAUCUUCUGAAGCACAGAAUAAGCUCCCCUCUCAUUCCAAUAUCGGUGAUAGUAGUGGAAAGUUAGAAAAUGAACACAAGGUCGAUAAAGAUCAAGCCCAUGUAAGUUGGAUAAAUGUUUCAUCAGCUUUGGCAAGCAAUGAAAUAAAUGCAUCUAAUGGACUUCUUGAUAAUUCUAAAGGGAGCUUUUUGAGCUAUCCAAGUCAGUCUUUGUCAGCAAUAUCAAGCUCUAAGUCACUUGAGAGCGCAAAGGUGAAUGACUCAAGUCCGCUGUUAUUAGCUCAUAAAUCUUUAAUGACUGAUCAUUUGGAUCAAGAUGGAGCAGCAUCUGCUUUUCGUAACAACACUAGCACAUCAUUUCAGUGCACAGCCAAAAAUGGAACUUUUGUUUUUGGUGUUAGUAGUGGCCACUACCAUCCCACAAACCAGCAAUCCCACUCUUCUGUACUACCGGAGCAACAUAAUUCAGGUACUCAUCCUCAUAUAUUGUCACGUAGAGGCAGCUCUGCGCCGGUAUCAGUAGCACAUAAUGGAGUUUCUUCUGCAGAAAUACAAACAUGGUCCAGUGGCUCAACUUUUGAUGGUUUGGAUUAUAUUUGCAAUGGUUUUAGUAGACUGAAUAUUUCUGAAUGCCCUAGAGGAACUGCUGAGACCAGGGCACCUUUCCAAUGUGCACCUACCAAUGAUGCUUCUAUGGGAAUGCCUGAUAUUUAUGGACAUCGUACUGGUUUUCACGAGAGCAGGUCAUCUUUUCACUUUGGUUCUAACACCAGCAGCUAUCUGAAUCACUCUAGUUAUCCUCAGAGUAGCCAUCCUCCAUGCAGCGAUACUUGCGGAGGUGGUCACCAACUUAAUCUAUCCAGUGACAUGCAAAGUUAUGGACAUUCUGGAGAUAAGCCAGGAUAUCCGCCAAAUUCCCCUAAGAACGAAGAUACUACAGGAAUAAUAUUACAUGCUUUGGGCACACUGAAGACUGAAAAGAUAUUCCCAACAGAAUCAAAUAUUGCAGACUGCAUAUGUUAUGGAGAGAUGAAUUUAACAGGUUUUGAUGUUAAAAAGGCUCUUGAACUGGCCAUUCGACAUGAAGCUGUUGUUAUGAAGAAGUUACUACACGAUAUGCCACUAUUUGUUGCAAAAGAUGAGAACCUCUGGAAAUGUGUGAAUGUAACAAAUAGCAAAGCAAAGAAUCCCAUAGAGGAGCUAGAGAUGGUUCAUAAGUACAUAUCAACCACUGUUGGCUAUUCAGGAAUAAAGAACUCUCAAUCAAGGUACCAUGCUGCAAUGAUCUUGAAGAGAUCAUGCUUGCAGCACUGUGCCCUCGGCGAUAUUCUCCAGGUUCUCCAUAUCAUAGUUGUUAGGAAGAAGUGGAUUGUGCCCCAUUCUUCAGGGUGGCAGCCACUGUCCAUAAACACAACAGCAGAUAUGGCAAGUACUGAUGCUACAGGAAAAGUUAAGUCUUGAUUCGUUUCCUAUGCUCAUGUCGGAUGGAUAUUUUGAUGUGCUGGUGAGUGGCAGAUAGAAAAUGUCUUUGAGAUCCACAUUUAUCUAGAGGUUUUUGGGAUGUUACAUUAUGAUCUUUGUUCUAGCCAUCAGAUCCCACCUGACCACCAGAGUGGUUUGGAGCUGGACCAAGCUUGUGUGCCAAGGAGAGCUGUGCAUAGCCUGCUGGUUCUGCCCCCAAAUAAUACGGAGCAACCUCGGGUACCAUGUUCUGUUUAGUUUUGACAUUUUGUAAUGGCAGAUGAGCAAGAUAUAGGAAUACAAAAGGGGACUUUUGGUGUGUGUCUUCAGUGGCACUGGCACAAUUGUGCCUGAGGGUAAAUUUUGAGCUUGAAAAGCUGUUCUGAUAGUUCUUUCUCGCUGAAGUGACUGUUCUGAAGGCAAGGUAGCUUGCGCAGCCAGAGAAGCUGCUGCUACCUGUUGUCACAUGAAGGUGCUGCUGACCUGCUUCAAGAAGUGUGGCUUCGUGGCCCCCUUCAGUCUUCAGGCAGUGUCAUCUGAGUACUGUUACAACUGUUUGCAAAGUACAAUACCUCAGCUCCACCUUUCUCAGAGUGAUGCAAAAUUCUCUGAUGCACUCAA
Molecule: messenger RNA, 4262 nt
Organism: Panicum virgatum (switchgrass)
Lineage: Eukaryota; Viridiplantae; Streptophyta; Magnoliopsida; Poales; Poaceae
Exons: 3
Coding region: 462-3641 (1059 amino acids)
Biological process (GO): regulation of gene expression
Cellular component (GO): peroxisome
Molecular function (GO): RNA nuclease activity
Source: RefSeq, a predicted model, not a curated record